AUGGCCGACGCAACAAUGCAUCCGCCGUUGCCCACGUCGGAAGACGCAUUCGCCCAGGACGACCGCAUCUCCUUCUCUCGCCUCGAUAACAAGUACAUUGCCGUCAACGACGAGGACGGCACCGAGCUCGAGUUCGACCAGGCCACACGAAAAUGGGUCCUGCCCCCAGACCAUGACGACGACAACGAACGAGAGCUGCAGCAACAGGACGCCCACCUCGCCGAGCUCGCCCAGAGCGGGAGCACCACCACAGCCCAGGACGUCAGCGCGUCACGGAAACGCAAAGAUGCGCCGCGCAACGGCAACGAGGUAUGCGCCGCCGUGCACGAACCCGGACCGCGAGGCCAGCCCCUUGCCGAGGCCGGGCCCUCUCUCUCCUUUGUCUCCUCCUCCUCCUCCUCCUCCUCUUCUUCUCAUGGCCACGCAAGCAGCGCCGCGGCAACCGUGACCCCCUCGGACAGACGCACUAACCAGGACCCGUUCCUCCGCCAGGACCCCGACGACAGCGCCCCCGACAGCGGCAGCCAGACGCCGGCGGAGGCGGCGCCCGCCAAGCGGCCGCGGCCGGCGAAGAAGCCCAAGGCGCCGCCGGCGCCGCGGCAGAACACGGCCGUCUACGUCACGGGCCUGCCGCGCGACGCGACGGCCGACGAGGUGCACGAGCUCUUUUCGCGCAAGGCCGGCGUCGUCGCCGAGGAGAUUGACAGCGGCCGCCCGCGUAUCACGAUGUACACGGACGAGCAGGGCGGCUUCAAGGGCGACGCCCUCGUCGUCUUCUUUCAUGCCCCCACGGACAACGUUCCCGCUGCCGCCGCCGCCGCCGACGCCAAGGGCAAGGCGCCCGAGGGCGCGGCGCCCUUGCCCCCGAAGCACCAGCAGCAGAGCCGCGCGGACCGCGACAGGGACAGGCAGAAGAUCAUCAAGAAGACGCAGAAGCUGGACGCCAAGCUCGCCGACUGGAGCGACGACGACACGGCGGCGCUGCCGACGGCCGCGGCGUCCAAGUGGGACCGGCUCGUGGUGCUGCGGCACAUGUUCACGCUGGCGGAGCUCGAGGAGGACCCGGCGGCGCUGCUGGAGAUCAAGGAGGACGUGCGCGAGGAGUGUGCCAAGCUCGGCGCCGUCACCAACGUUGUCCUCUUUGACGAGGAGCCCGACGGCGUCGUCUCGGUCAAGUUUCGCGACCCGCAGGCGGCCCAGGCUUGCAUUGCCAUGAUGCACGGCCGGAGCUUUGACGGCCGCGUCGUCGAGGCGUCGCUGGCGACGGGGCGGGAGAAGUUUCGGCGAUCCAAGGGCGGACAGGCCGACGAGGAGGACGAGUAG
Molecule: messenger RNA, 1323 nt
Organism: Verticillium dahliae VdLs.17
Lineage: Eukaryota; Fungi; Ascomycota; Sordariomycetes; Glomerellales; Plectosphaerellaceae
Exons: 2
Coding region: 1-1323 (440 amino acids)
Cellular component (GO): U2 snRNP; U2-type spliceosomal complex
Molecular function (GO): RNA binding
Source: RefSeq, a predicted model, not a curated record